GUAUGCUGGUGUGUUUAGUUACUUUAUACUCUGACAUUUUAUGCUUUGACACUUUCAUAAAAAGGAUUGAAUUAAAAGCAUACAACAAAACGAGCGGAUAUCUAUCCGAAAAAAGUGUCCACCAUGAAUCAUGUCAAUAUAUUGGAGGAAAUUUUCCAACGCCAUCGAGAGAAUAUUGAACAACAUUUGCUGGGAAUGGUGAAUAGCUACACGGCAAGCCAUGACACGGCACCGAAUGAAAUCCAAAUGCGACACAUUUUUGAUUCUUUGUCUAAUCGUGUGAGCAAUAUUUGCGAGAUUGUUCGGGAAAGCCGUACAUCGGGCCAAGCUGCGCUUACCAACUGCAGUGCAGAACGAGAACCAAUGGUGAAAAAGUACGGCAAACAGGAGUCGCUGACUGAUACGGAUCAUGCUGAUGACAAACAAUCGAAGAAUAAGCCUAACGAAAUAGAAGCACACCGAGUGGACCGAUUAUCACCAAAAAUGGCUUUCAAAUUGCGAUCUCUAGUGGAUCCCAUUGUGAAUGCAAAGUAUUCACCGGGUAAAAUUUAUGCGACUUGUUAUUUUUGCGAGCAAAAUUUGGAAGCGAGUCUUCGUCAAUGGAAACGUCAUAUAUUACAGCAUACUGGUGAAAAUCAAUUCAGUUGCAGUCGAUGCCAUGCUGAAUUGUCGUCCGAUAAAUCGGUUCAUUGUGAAGCCGCAUCAUCGGUUGUUGUUUUACUUGAUGGCGAACAUUUGCAAGCGUUUAUGUGUCGAAUUUGUAAUUAUACAAAAACAAACUUUCGUACCAUCACCAGACACAUUUAUAAUGAUCACAAAAAGUCAUGGGACGAAGCAAAUGAAUUUAUGGAAAAAUUGACAUUGUUGCCAGAUCUAUCGCGCCGAUAUUCGUCAAUCUCGACCCAUUACAAAUAUGUUGAGGUCGAUCGUCGGUAUAAUUGCGGUGUUACGCGAUGCAAUUCAACUCACGAAAAUGUAAAGCAGCUUGAGGAUCACUUUAAGACUCAUCAUACAACAAAAAUUGUAUAUUUUUGUCCACACUGCGACGAAGAUGUGAACAUAAGAAAUCACAACUAUCGGGCUAUAAACAAUCAUUUGUACCUUCACAGCAGCCAAUUGUACGAGUGUGGUGUAUGUUCGGACAAAUUCAUUGGCGACAAAAAACUCAUCAAACACUCUGUAUUCAAUCACAAUGACGAAAAAUGUACAUAUCGUCGUGAUAUUCGAAGUAUUGUGAGCAGAGCAGAAGAUUUACAAAACGUCAUCAUUCUGUUCGAGUGCGAUAAAUGUGCGGCACGUUUUUAUGUGUAUUCAAAAGCAAUUCAACAUUAUUUACACUCUCAUCAAUCGCUUUAUGCCAGUUUGACACUGAUUCAAUUGUUCAAGAGAGUUAACUUUGACGCAACGAUUACAUGGACGAAGGCAAUCGAAUGGAAUGCAUAUUGUCAGCAAUAUUUCGUUUGUAAAUGGUGCAAAGAUUUACUUAAAACGAAGGAAGACAUCAUUCGUCACUGUAAUAGAUGCACCAAAUUCAGGAAAGAACUAUCUCUCAAGCUUGAAUGUGAUUUUUUGACUGAAAAGCCAAAUUCAAAUAAUGAAAACUCGAAAUUUGAUCAAUAUCUGAUGUAUUUUUGUGGCAUUUGUGGUGAUUCUGAUCGUUCAAUGUAUGGCAGUGUCGAUGCAGUGUACACCCACUGGAUGAAGUGUCACGAAAACAAAUCAGAACCAUUUCGAUUUGAAAUCGACCAAUUGGUAAAAUGCAGAUACUGUAAUGUGAUCAGCACGUUUGACGCAAUGAAAAAACACCAAGACAAUCAACAUCCCAAGAAACCAUUGGUAAUUAAACAUUUGUUAGACGCAGAUAAAUGUGGUCUUUGCUCCAGCAACUAUGAUCGGGCGCUUAUUCAACACUUUGAAAACCAUCACCAAUUGAUUUUCACCGCCAAUUUAUUCAACCCAGUCGUUUUGACGGAAAAUAUUUUGAAGGAACUCGUCAAGGUUAAGGGACACAAGAAACACAAGUGUAUUCAUUGUGCCGAGAUAUUUGAGACAAAAGGCGAAUUUCACAAACAUCAUGAUCGAAAACAUCAAUUGCUGAAAAAACAAUCCGAAAAAUUCUACGACAAUGAGAGUGUUCACAUGAUUUGUGGCGUAUGUGAAAACAAAACCAAAGCAAAUCAUUUAAUGAAUCACCUUAAAAUACAUAAUAUCGCAUCGAAGUGUUUGCUGAAGAAAUUUUAUUGGGAAACUAAGGUCGUUUUUGGCAACGGACUGAUUUUGAACAAACACAAUCUAUUGGGCACCGAAUGGGAUGAUAGCAAACUACUGGGAGUCUAAAAUCCACUGAUGACCCCAUGGACGAGUUUUUCUUUUACCUCCAUAACAUUAAUGGAAAUAGUCUUUAGGGCUUUAUUUUCUAAACCAUAUUUUUCCAUCCAUCUUUUAGCCAAAAAAAAAUAUUUGACUUAUAUUUUCCAUACUUGAAGAAAGACAGAAGAUUUUUUUUCAUUCAAA
Messenger RNA from Contarinia nasturtii (swede midge), 2514 nucleotides. Its product is annotated as zinc finger protein 11-like. The transcript is spliced from 3 exons. Lineage: Eukaryota; Metazoa; Arthropoda; Insecta; Diptera; Cecidomyiidae. The coding region runs from base 124 to 2337 and encodes 737 amino acids. Gene Ontology annotation, cellular component: nucleus. Gene Ontology annotation, molecular function: DNA-binding transcription factor activity, RNA polymerase II-specific; RNA polymerase II transcription regulatory region sequence-specific DNA binding. Gene Ontology annotation, biological process: regulation of transcription by RNA polymerase II. The record is from RefSeq and is a predicted model, not a curated record.